UGACUGCACACAGGCAGCGGGAGAAUGUAUGUUCAGCUGAACACACCCGAGGGGAGGGCAGAGCUGCUGCUGCUGCUGCUGCUGUAAAUGCAGAUCGAGUCCAGCGUCGCCCGCGUCCAUCCCUCCGUCCCCGCCUUCCCUCCAGCUGCAGCAGCUCGCUCUGCUCUCUCUGGCCGAAGAUAGCGCCUGUGGAGCCGGUCAUGGCCGUCAUCUAACCCCGGGCCCCAAGGAGAAGCAGAGAGGGAUAGCCUAGCGGUGUGUGGCGCCGCACCGCUGUGCAUCUUUCCGUGCAGGACACUGUUUUUACUGCUUCCCCGAGCGCAGUGGUUUAGCAGCAGGCUCCUGUUCCCCUUCUUUUCUUCUUGCUCUUCUUCUUCGUUUCAAAUCUUCAGCCUUCAUCUUCAGGGCUCGGAGAAGGUUCGGAUGUGCCGUUUCAGGUGACCCACGAUAUGGCUGUUCUGAAACUCGUCGAUCAGCCGCCUCUUGUUCAGGCCAUCUUCAAUGGAGACCCUGAGGAGAUACGCAUGCUCAUCUUCAAAUCAGAGGACAUCAAUGCACUGGAUGCAGAGAAGCGUACUCCUCUCCAUGCUGCAGCGUUUCUGGGUGAUGCUGAGAUCACUGAGCUCCUCAUCCUCUCCGGGGCCCGGGUCAAUGCCAAAGACAACAUGUGGCUCACCCCUCUUCACAGGGCUGUGGCGUCUAGGAGUGAGGAGGCGGUGCGUGUGCUGAUCCGUCACUCGGCAGACGUGAAUGCACGAGAUAAGAACUGGCAGACGCCGCUGCACGUGGCUGCAGCGAACAAGGCUCUGCGUUGCGCUGAGGUCAUCAUCCCACUCCUCAGCAGCGUUAACGUCUCUGACCGUGGGGGACGCACCGCCCUGCAUCACGCCGCCCUCAAUGGACACACAGAGAUGGUUAGCCUGCUUCUGGCUAAAGGUGCUAACAUCAAUGCCUUUGAUAAGAAGGAUGGCCGUGCUCUCCACUGGGCUGCGUACAUGGGUCACUUAGAUGUGGUGUGCCUGCUGGUGGACCAGGGGGCAGAAGUCAGCUGUAAGGACAAGCGAGGAUACACACCUCUCCACACUGCCGCCUCCAAUGGACAGAUCAGUGUGGUCAAACACCUGCUCAACCUGUCUGUGGAGAUUGAUGAGGCUAAUGCAUUUGGGAAUACAGCCCUGCAUGUGGCCUGUUUUAACGGUCAGGACGCCGUGGUCAGUGAACUGAUUGACUAUGGGGCUAACGUGAGUCAGCCCAAUAACAAAGGCUUCACACCUCUCCAUUUUGCUGCUGCAUCUACACAUGGAGCCCUGUGCCUGGAGUUCUUGGUCAAUAAUGGAGCUGAUGUCAAUGUGCAGAGCCGAGACGGGAAGAGUCCUCUUCACAUGACCGCGGUGCAUGGACGCUUCACCCGCUCCCAGACCCUCAUCCAGAACGGUGGAGAGAUAGAUUGCAUGGAUAAGGAUGGAAACACUCCAUUACACAUUGCCGCUCGCUACGGCCAUGAACUCCUCAUCAACACCUUAAUCACCAGUGGAGCCGACUGCACCAGGAGAGGAGUUCAUGGAAUGUUCCCCCUGCAUCUGGCUGCUCUGAAUGCUCAUGCUGACUGCUGCCGGAAACUUCUCUCCUCAGGACGGAGGUAUAGCAUAAUCUGCCCGCUCAGUAACGACUCGGUCCUGUGUGCAGGCUUCCAGAUCGACACCCCGGACAGCCUGGGGCGGACCUGUCUGCACGCCGCCGCUGCUGGAGGUAAUGUGGAGUGUGUAAAACUGCUGCUCAGCAGUGGAGCCGACCACAACCGCACGGACAAACAUGGGAGGACUCCUCUUCACUAUGCGGCUGCCAGUCGUCAUUUUCAGUGCCUGGAGACUCUAGUGUCCUGCGGUACCUGCAUUAAUGCCACUGACCAGUGGGGGCGCUCUGCCCUGCACUAUGCUGCUGCCUCUGAUCUGGACAGGAGGCGACGUGUAGCCCUGGAGCCAGAGAGUCCUGGAGUGCAAGCAGAGAAGGAGAAGGAGGCAGCUUUGUGCCUUGAGUUCCUGCUGAAGAGUGGAGCCACUGCCUCACUGAAGGAUAAGCAGGGUUAUAGUCCUGUUCACUAUGCUGCUGCCUAUGGCCACAGACACUGCCUGGAGCUGCUCUUGGAAAGGGAAGACAACCAUCAGGAUGAGAUGGAGAGUUCCAGCACUAGGAGCCCGCUGCAUCUAGCCGCGUAUCACGGUCAUGCAAAGGCUCUGGAGGUGUUGUUGCAGGGUCACUGCGAGGUGGAUCAGGGGGAUGAGGUGGGCCGCACUGCACUGGCAUUGGCCGCCCUCAGGGGCCACACUGACUGUGCUCUGACCCUGCUGAACCACGGAGCAUCAUCACGCAGUAGAGACACCGCCCGCGGACGCACCCCCAUCCACCUCGCAGUGAUGAAUGGUCAUACGUCGUGUGUGCGCCUCCUACUGGAAGACUCUGACAGUGCAGACCUGGUGGACGCAGCUGAUUCUCAGGGACAGACCCCCCUAAUGCUGGCAGUGGUUGGGGGUCAUGUAGAUGCUGUGUCUCUGCUGUUGGAGCGAGAAGCCAGUGUGGACACAGCUGACCAUCAGGGACUGACUGCACUUCACUUAGGGCUGCUGUGUGGGCAGGAGGAGUGUGUGCAGUGUUUGCUGGAACAGGAAGCCUCAGUGUUGUUGGGAGACUCCAGGGGCCGCACAGCUCUGCAUUUGGCUGCUGCGAAGGGCCACGCAUCCUGGCUGAGUGAACUGCUGAGCAUAGCCUGUGCUGAGCCCCCCACACCCCCGCUACGAGACCACCAAGGAUACACACCCUUACAUUGGGCUUGCUACAACGGUCAUGAUGGAUGUGUGGAGGUGCUACUCGAACAGAAAGGCUGUCGAUGUUUUGAUGGAAACCCGUUCACUCCUCUGCACUGUGCUGUAGUGAACAACCACGAGUCCUGUGCUACUCUUCUGCUGGAAGCCAUGGGCUCAGAGAUAGUGACCUGCAAGGACUCCAAGGAUAGGACACCUCUUCAUGCGGCUGCAUUUGCUGGCCAUGUGGACUGUGUCCAGCUGAUCCUGGCCCAUGAUGCUCCUGUGGAUGCCUUGGACCAAUCAGGGCGCAGUGCGCUCAUGAUGGCAGCAGAGAGAGGAGCAGUCGGAGUUGUAGAGGCUCUUCUCACCAGCGCCAGUGCAGACCUGAGUUUGACUGAUCAGAAAGGCAACACCGUGCUACAUCUCGCUUGCAGUAAUGGAAAGGAAGAUUGUGCUUUGUUCAUUUUAGAGAAACUUCCAGACGCCACACUUGUCAGUGCCACAAACACUGCACUCCAGACUCCCCUCCACCUGGCUGCCCGCAGUGGUCUGAAGCAGACGGUGCAGGAGCUGUUGUCCCGUGGUGCUAGCGUGCAGGUUCUGGAUGAGAAUGGUUUUACUCCCGCUCUGGCUUGCGCUCCUAGCAGAGAAGUGGCUGACUGCCUGGUUCUCAUUCUGGCUACCAUGAUGCCUUUCUGCUCCCCUUGCAGCUCCGGAGCUCCCUCCCCAGGGGCCCUGCUGAGGUCUCUGCCCCACCAAGCCAAAAGCCCCCAGGGGCCACGGGGCCCUUCCAGUGAGGGUACCACCACAGAGAAUGACUCAGACUCAGAGACCUUUUGACCUCUGCCGUGCCUGGAGUUCUUCUAUAAGUUCUCGAAGCACUUAGCCUAGUGGACCUCACAGAAACUGUACAAAAAGUCAUCAGUUUCGAUGUACAGAGGCGAUCUUUAAGAGAUUAUGAUGCAUGAUGUCUUGUUUAUGCUUCUCGCAGCCUCAUGAAUAUGAAGCCUCAUACAUCCUGCCAUAUUGGAGUGACGGGGAUGGUUGCACCUCUUUAGUUGGUGGCAUUAUGUUGCACUCCAUUAUACUCUAAGCUCUCACUUGGAAAUAUGUAAUGAAGUGACACCUAAAUAGAAAUUCCCAGUCUGAAAGCUUGGGCACAAACAUUCAGAAGUGUUAAGAAUAGUUUUGGAACAAUGCAACAUUAAUGUAGGUCCUCUUAAAGGGGAAUUCCACCAUUUUUUUUUUUUUCUAAUUUUUGCAUAAUUUCAUUGUUGAGCUGUAAACAAUGUCAUUAACAGUGGUUUAUGAAAUGGGUAAUUGUAGGGAAACUUGCCAACCUGGAACCAGAGGUUGCAAUAAUUUUAAUGCAGAUAGAGCCAUGUUAUUUACUUUAGAGGUAUUUCUUUAGAGCUUUAGACUUAGCUGUAGACGUCUGGUUCCUAUCAGCACCACUUUGAACUCUUCAGAGAAGGCCUCAUGAUUUCUGGGAAGUUAAAAAUACAUGUCUAGUGUUAUGUCAUUUGUAUUCAAUAGAACCAUGCUUAAAUUUUAACUCCCAGAUUAGCAUUACAGAACUGCUUGUUUCAGUGUUUGGAAACAAAGGAGUUAUAUUGUUGAAACGCCCUGUGGAAAAUUGGCCAAUCAGGAUUAUUUUUUCUGUGUGGUAUCUAGGUAGAUAGGUAAGUAGCUAAACAAGCUCUUCUAUUGGUUAGGACUUCCAGAGCUAAAGAGAAGGCCUAAAACAUUAGAGUAGCAAAGUUAUCCUAAUUGUCAUAAUUAUCAGCAUAAUUGCAAAGUAACAGAGAAAACAGCCAGUCCUAUUUCGGUUUCCAAUAGCUGAGUCAAAAUGUGAGAAAAAGGGUCACAAUCUAGUCAAUAGAUUUUUAGAAAUGGAAAGCAGCAGCAGCGGCAGCUCUGUACAAGGCCUCUCUGCUGAGUCCCUGUGAAACUGCUACAGAGUUAAACAUAUGCUAAUAUGUCUCCAGUUUAAAGUAAAACUUGGAAUGGCUUUAAGAAAAUUGAAAUGACAGUGUUUAAUGUAGAACUGCUAAGAAACAUUCUUAUGAAUCAACAUUAGCUUAGUGCUAACAAACUACUGGAAUCCCAUAGGGACUCUAGUAGACGUUAGCAUUAUUGGAGAGGUGGGUUUCUUUUCCUGAAAUUUUGGCUGUGUUUUAAAGUUUAUGGCCAAAAUUGAAGUCCUAGCUCUAUUAGUCACAGUUCACCACUACUGUGAACAAUUCUGGCUUCUUAGGUUUCUCUAGAAUGGAGCACUUCAAACCACUCUGAAUGACUUUGUGUAGAUCUUGAUUUAAUUAUGCAGAACUUUGAAAAAUUAAAACCCUUUUAAGUUGCUAUAGAAAUCUCACUUUGCUGUGGGCCUCCAUGUUUUUCCAAGUAGAAGCUCUGAAUGCAGGACAUAUCCGACUUCCAAGUAUAAUGGAAUGCAGCAUUGAUACCAUCAAAAGUCCCAAAGGAAGAAUGAAAGACAAUUCUGCAAUACCUAACGAAACUGUAGUAACUGUUAUUCAGUUACACUGCCACCUGCAGCGCUGGAGUAUUGAGACGCAUUGCUACGACGUGGAAAUCUGUGCAACUUGAAGAGAACACGCUGACCUUUCAGCGGAGCUCACUGGUGCGAAAAGCAUAAAUCAGCCUUAACAAGAAACUCGGUACACUUUUACUCUGUGUAGCACAGAGUUUUCUAAAGCCAUUUUGUAAUUGCUUUUACUUAACCUAAACCAUCCAUGGUGUAAAUAAUGUGUUUUUAUUUUGAUUUGACAGUUGAGGUUGCCAAAUAUUGACUCAGCAUAGCCACACUUAGGGUACACUGUAUAUAGUGUGGGUUCCAGUGUCUUAGCCUGUGGAUCGUUUGUAAGCACAAUGUCAAGUCUCUCUUGUUACUAGACAGCAGGCACCUCACAAAUCCUCACUUCUGUAAGUCACUAUUAGCUUGGAUCAGGGACCAAAUAAUGUUUGACAAGAGACCAACAGGGAAAUUGCAUGUUACUGCCACAGUCAGGCUGAGGUUAAAUAUAAGUAUAUAUGUAUUCCUGAAGUAUUUAUAUGCAAAAAAUAGAACUAGUGUUGGAAGCACAUUCAAAAUCCAGUGUAAUGUGAUGUAAAAUUAGUGCAAAUGUUCUACACUAUAUGUCCAAAAGUAUCCAGACACCUCUUCUAAUUAGUGAGCAUAGGAUGCUCUGGAGCAACUACACAGGAGGUCACCAUGCUCAAUGCCAAGCAUUAGCUAGAGGGAUAUAAAGGCUGUGGGCCUGAGUUGGGCUGUGGAGGAGUAGAACUGCAUUCUCUGCAGUGAUGAAGUUCCAUCCAGUACAUUUGGGAUGAGCUGUGUUUGUGAUCCAGAACUAAUCAUACCAGAACAUUCCUGACCUCACUAACGCAACUAUGGCUGUAGAUCCUCAGCAGUGUCCCAAAAUCUAACCUUCCAAGAAGAGUAGAGACUGUUACUGUAGCAAAGGGGGACAAACUCACAAUGAAUACCCUUGAUUAACGUCUGAAGAGCAGUUGUUUGCAAACUUUUAGACAUAUAGUGUAUGUGUAAUUGAAGUCGUAUACCACAUGUACUUAACACUUUGCAUUGGAUUGCAUUUGACAGUUGUGAUGAGGAAAAGGCCUGCUAGGCCCACACUGUCUUAUUUAAUUACAGGGUGCAGGAAAAAAAUGGUAAUAGUGUAAGAAAGUCUAUAGUUAAGUCUAAUGUGGGAGUGUUACCUAGGGGUGGGAAUAAUAAUCUGUUCUAAGAUGCAAUGCAGUUUCUCUCUUCAGAGAUUCUGCAUUACUAACACUUUAUCAGAAGGCUAUCUACAACAGGACUUGCAUAACACAUGCAUAAGAAUUGAAUACCAUUUAUAGAGCAAUGCAAUGAGUUUUUAUAAACAUCAAAAGAUGACAGAUGCUUUGUGAAGUAAAUCGCAUUGUUAUGACAAAAGUGAAAUGAUUAUACUGAAGUGACAGACAUUUGUUCCAUUUAUGACUUUCUUAUGAAGCAUCAAUGCCAAAUAAUUGAGGCCUAGUUAAGAACACUAUAUAUAGUAGUUCCAGAUAUUUCUACUUGAAUUAAAGUACAGUGUCUGUUAUGGAGAACUGUAUGACUCUCUUUUUCUCAGUUGCAGGCUGACAUCUCUUUAACAGAUGUUGCUCAUCAAAAUAAUAUAGUAUACUAUCUAUACCACCUUAAUUAAUGCUUAAGUACAUUUAAAAGCAAGUCAUUUUGUUUUAAAAGCAAGUCAUUUUGCAGACAGAGAACUUCUGCUUUUAAUGGAGUUCAAUUUCACCAAUGCUAUUUCUACUUUUUUCAAGUGUAGGGAUUUUGUAGGGUAACAUGUAUACAGGUGACGAAAUAUGAAUGAAAAUGAUCGCUUUCAAAUCUCUAAUGUAAGUGACAUUUGGGUCUCUUAAUCCCUUUAAUAGCCAGGGCUCACCGAUUUAUUACACAUUUCUAUAACCUAAGAUUCCCUCAUCCAGUUUGCACUGGAGUCCCUGUAGUUAUUGAACAAUAAGCUUUAGUGUGUAAUAAGGGAUUUUAAGGCUUCUGCCUUGUAAGAUUCAUUACUGGCAUAAGCUGUUUAUAAAUAUUUACAUACCGCUUUAUAAAAGGUAUUCAAUGCGUAUGAAUGCAUUAUAAAGUCUCCAUGAAGCCUUCAAACAGUGUUACCUAGGCCCGUCACAAUAUUACAAAAUUUGGCUGAUCAGUAAUUUGAGAUAAUAGCAAUUAUUUAACCUGACCACAUUUGUUGUCCACAGUCAUUAGAAUGAUUAUUCUAAUCCUACUGUAUUGUAAUAUAAUGCAUAACGUGAGCCAGAUGAGGUGUCAUUACUUGGCUUGAGCCAAAUAAAGGAACUUAAAGUUCUAACUUAAUUUUAACUGGGUGCUACACCAUGUUUGCUUGCAGAGCAUGUUUUUGCUCACAGUCUCAGGAGAAUAAACUCCGCUGUGAUUGACACUGUAUAACUGUAGACAUUUAUUGUGUACAGUACAGUACAGUGCAGUGUAUUGUCUUUGGUUGCCUGUAAAGAGCUAGCCAAGCAAGAUGGCCAGUUUAGCUGCUUUAGACUUUUAUUGCAUGAAAUCAGAUCAUUUAACUGUUAACAGCAAUUAAUCGUCAGCCAGAAUUUCCUGAUCGUGACAGGCCAAAACAAAAAUGUCUGUUUUGCAGUGCGUAAGGUACAUUCAUAUUCAAAUUCAAGGACAAAUACGGUUAAAACGUAAUGUAGGCUAUAGAAAACGUCAAUCAAGAUGCAUAAAGGUUAGUUUUAUGAUCACAUCUUAUGAGCUGUUCCAAAAGAUUCCCACCCUUAGUGGUACCCAGUCACAUUUUGUAAUGAGUUCCACUGACAGUAUUAGAGUAAUUUCAGGUCUGGUCAUGUCAGCUGAGCUAGGAUGCACUUACAUCUGAAGGGUGUUGAUAAGUUAAUAUUUAGCAUGGAACGGUACUAAUAUUUGUCUGCACUUAUAUGUAUGGUGGAAAAGGGCUGGUUAGGAGUUGAGCAAAGGACCAUGAAUAACCUUCCCUUCUCCUGAACAGACGACAUUUUUCUCCUCAUGAUUUGCUUUAAUGUUCUUCUACCUGCGGCUGUGAUUCUCAAAUCCAGUUGCAGGAGCUGCCGCCACCUUCCAGAUACUGGGAUUGGGAAUCACUGGCUUAUACGCUUUCCUUGAAGAGUAACAACAGGCAAAGCUGUAUUUUUUUCACCUUGAAUCUAAUUUACCUAAACUGAGAUGAAAUCGCGCAGAUGGUACUAAAUUUGCGGCCUUCAAAGAAGCAGCUGGCAGAAUUGAGACUGAGAAAAUGGACUAAAAAGAGCCAAAUUUUGAGCUUUUCCCCCACCUUUUUGUCUGUUAUGUGCCAGUCUUUCAAGCUUGUCCAGUGCCUUGUGUCUUUUUAAACUUUUGUUUUUAGUAAUUUUUCAAAGGUUGGUAGGACUGUGUGUGUUGGAUGCGAUGAAAAUGUGAAAAGAAGUUGGCCGGUAGAUUCUGUCAGCUUACUGUACUCCAGUGUUUUCACCAUGUUGAGGUGUGUGUAUGUGUGCAAUACAUCUGCAGAUGUCUAGGCCAUUUGUAGCACGUACUGUAUUCUGGCUCAUGAGAAUCUGUCAUCGGUGCAGAGAAAUCGCACUCAAAUAUCAUCUGAGUAAAGCUCAUGAUUAACUUGUUUAUAUACUGUCACUGUCCAAAGAAAAAUAUCUGCAAAAUGGCAACUUUACAGGAGCGGGCAAAAUGUUCUUUACUUUUAAUGCAAGUUACUGUAAAAUAAGUUUUAUUCCAAGCGGUUUUGGAGCAUUACUGUUGGCCUUUUCAUUGUGAAAUUUUCACAGAAUGUAAAGGACAGCUGGUGAACUCGAAUAGUGUAGAAAACUGAAAAUGGACAAAAAUGGAGGCAUUUCUUUGGACAGUGAUUACGUUUAUAUGGAUUGGAUAACUGGUGAAGUGAAAGAAACAGAGAAAUGAAUUCUAUCAGUAUUAUGCCAGACUAAAAUUAAUAAGCUUUGCCAAUUGUGACAAUCUUACAGUGUGCCACACAUUCCUCAUGCAGUAUGAAAUGCUGAAGGCUGUUUGUCAGCGAGGCUUUCUUUUAUAUGAAUUGUAUAAUUAUAAUAUAAAAUGUUUUAACAAAGUAA
Molecule: messenger RNA, 9443 nt
Organism: Pygocentrus nattereri (red-bellied piranha)
Lineage: Eukaryota; Metazoa; Chordata; Actinopteri; Characiformes; Serrasalmidae
Gene: ankrd44
Product: ankyrin repeat domain 44
Exons: 28
Coding region: 450-3641 (1063 amino acids)
Cellular component (GO): cytoplasm
Molecular function (GO): protein binding
Source: RefSeq, a predicted model, not a curated record